AUGAGCAUGGAUAAUACCGAGCCUCUUUACGCCCAGGAAGAGGGACAUGAAGCCGCUUUCUUUUCACCUUUAUCACCACCCAUGGACACAGACCCCUUUGAUAUGCACAUCAACAAGGAUUGGGAGUCUCUGCCGACUACAUUGUCCGGAAACAUUGAAUAUUGGGGUAAUGCACUCCAAUAUACGGUACCUGCCGAGCCCCUGCAUCCACCUGUGGGGUCUAUUCCAACUGAGGAUCUAUCCCAAGACCCCUCAUUCGAGGCCCCGGAAGUUGACCUGAAUGCUGGGUUCCACUCUGGUCUAUAUUCCAAUCCGUCCACCAUAACACCACCGUUCCAAAUCGGUACAUCAUCUGAGCCUUGGAUGGACUUCUCUGUUGGAUCUGAACCUGAUAACCCGAUGCUGGAUUAUUCUGCACAUCCUGACUAUUUCUCGGACCACAAUCACAACCAUAACGACCAGCAUCAAGCGUUGGAGUCUCUCUAUGACGCAAAUAUCUGUUUCGAAAACCCGCUACAUACACCUUUCUUAACGCCACCACCAACAGCAUCUACACCAUCCUGUCUAGCUGAACAUCGCACUUCAUGCAUUAUCACAGCGACACACUAUCUUCGCACACUCCACAUCCGCCAAACAAGUUGUCUAUUUCGCAACCAACAAGCAUUCACAGACCAAGAGAUAGAUGAGCACGAGCCACGAAUGUCUGGCUCAGUCCUGAAAUGCAACAAAGAAGCCGGUAUGUCAGUCUGCCGCAUGCUCCAGUGUGCAUGUGCUCUUCGCCCACAGAAUCAGCUUCUAUUAGCAUCAAUCUGCUCUAGACUCAUAGUGUGGUAUCAAGCGAUGAUCCGCGCUUGCUUUCCUCGCCGUAUGGGCAGCGGUUCAAAUGGGCGCUUGGAGGAAUCGGUUCUGGCGGAAAAAGUGGUCCAUGAGGCUGUUACUAUUGGUGAUCAUAUGGUCGACAAUCCGGCUUUAGGGUGGAAUAUCCAGUCUCAGGUUAUUCUGGGCGAGCUUGGGCAUUUGCAGCGUCUUGUUGAUACCAUCUCAGUGCGGAUACGACAGACUGGUGCCGAUGGCUCAUCUGUAGGACUUCCGGGUGUCGUACAUGACCGAUUAGUGACACAUUUAAAUAAGGAAGUACAAGCGGUUAGAAAUGAUUUGAUCAUGGCUUUAGGAUAG
Molecule: messenger RNA, 1176 nt
Organism: Penicillium longicatenatum
Lineage: Eukaryota; Fungi; Ascomycota; Eurotiomycetes; Eurotiales; Aspergillaceae
Exons: 1
Coding region: 1-1176 (391 amino acids)
Biological process (GO): aflatoxin biosynthetic process; regulation of DNA-templated transcription
Cellular component (GO): nucleus
Molecular function (GO): DNA binding
Source: RefSeq, a predicted model, not a curated record